Prorocentrum cordatum is the source of this 772-nucleotide messenger RNA. The record is from the annotation of a GenBank genome assembly. NCBI's taxonomy places the organism in Eukaryota, Dinophyceae, Prorocentrales, Prorocentraceae.
GGUUAUCACCACCAGCAGCUCUUCGGCUCCGCGUACGACCUGAUGGUCGGCUGGUUUGAGAGCGAGGACAUGGACGUCGGGAAGCGCGGCACGCAGAAUGCUGUGCUUCAGGUGGUGUGGAGCUUCGCGGUGGCCGGCUUCCACACGCGGUACGAGUCAUUCGCGGCGUUCUUAGACUACGUGUUCUUCGCCGAGCUCGCGGACCGGCGCCCUUUGCAGCUGCACAGGCUGGCGCAGCUGGCCGACAUGAGCCUGCAGGAGGCCCCGGAGGUUGCCCGCCUGUGCCAGUACCCGGAGCGCCUGGCCGCGGCCCGCACGGACCCGCGGGUGAGGAGCCUGGUGUCUGCGGAGCCCGCCGCCGAGCCGCAGCUGCUCCAGGAGGUGGUAGCCGCCCUCCGCGGUAUGGGCCGGGCGCACGAGGUGCGCAAGGUGCCGGACGGCACCUCGCCGUUCGCCCCGGACGUGUCCCUGGAGGAGGGCGGGCGCAAGGUCGGGCUGCUCACGGCCGGGCAGCACGAGCUCCUCCGGAGCGGGCCGCCGGGCACGAACUUCUCCGGCGCCGCGGAGGCGGGCGCGCCGGCCCUGCGGCGCCGGCUGCUGCGGAGCCGAGGCUGGCAGACGGCGUUGGUCGAUGCCCCCUCCUGGGCCGCCCUGCGUGGCGGCGAGGAGCAGCAGGCCCACCUGGAGCGGCUGUUGAGCGCAGCCGCGGGCGAGGGGGCGGACUGACCUCCGCGCGCGCGCACAAAGAGGCAUCUUGUUCUCGACCCCGCCC